AUGGACCAGCAGGCCCAGACUCUGCUGUUGACGCUCAAACGCUCAUCUGCUGCCUCGGACGCGAAACUUACCCAGCUGAACAAUCUCAAGUCAGACAUCAAGCACCACCGAGUGCCCGACAGCGCGCAACCCAUUAUCUUUGAAUGUCUCCGAGUCGCCUUGACUCAACAAGCCUCGAGCACCCUCGCCACUGCUGCAUUUACAACGCUGGGUCAUCUUCUUAAGCGCCUGAAGAUCCAGGACCCUGAUGGCUCUGCCAUUGUCCAACACGCUCCUAAACUCUUUCCCGCCCUACAAGAAAGACUAGGCGACCUUCGCGAGAACCACCGCAAUGCCGCAUCACAAGCCUUUGCUGACGCCUGGCACUUUUGUGCUCACGACGUCGAGCACAUCAUCCGCGACGAAGUUAUCCCCGGCGCGAACGUGCGAGCAAAGGAUACAGCCAUGCACUGGGUUGUGCGCAUGAAUCGUGAAGAAGCCUUACCUUUCAAGAGUUUCGUACCUUUGAUGGUCGCAAAUCUGGAGGACCAUGACGGCGCAGUUCGCGAUUCGGCAAAGAGUGCUCUGGUUGAUCUUUUCCGAAAUGCGCCAGACCGCGCAAAAGCCGAUCUCAAGAGACAAUUGAACCUGCAUGGUGUUCGCACAGGCAUCGCAUCUCAGAUCCUCACUCAGAUCGAUUCAGACAAAGCAUCGGCGCCCGCAAUAGACAUGUCGCAGUCCACUCGUUCCCUCCCCGCCAUCGAUCCCCAUCUCGCCGAGAGCAUCAACAGCGAGGCCGCUCGCCCGCCACCACCUGAGGAGGUUCCAAUGGACCCCAUCUUCGUUCAUUCGCAGAGGGAGCUCGAGGAUACUUUCAGUGACAUGGUUCCCCAUUUCGAAGGUAGGGAGAGUGAAGAGAACUGGGGAAAUCGCGACAAGAGCGUUACCAAGAUGAGGCGGCUCUUGAAGGGAAACGCACCCACCGACUACCACACUCUCUUCAUGUCCUCAAUAAAGCACAUGCAAGCCGGUAUUAUCAAAGUUGCCAAUUCUUUGAGAACAACGACUUCUACCAACGCAUGUUAUCUGGUCCAAGAAUUGGCCAGAACUCUGGGUCCAGCCCUCGAUUCAAUGGUCGAGAUCUACCUGCAGACAUUUGUAAAGAUGUGUGCAGCUACCAAGCAUAUUGCUGCUCAAAACGGUAACCAGACGGUCGACACUAUCUAUCAAUACGUUUCGUACAACAUUCGUACUAUGCAACAUGUCUGGAUUGCCUGUCAGGACAAGAACGUUCAACCGAGAACUUUUGCCUCGGGCUGGCUGCGUACAAUCCUCAGCAGACAAGUGGGGGCAAAGUCUCAUUUCGAGAGCACCGGAGGCCUCGAGCUCGCCGAAAAGUGUGUGAAACAUGGUCUCAACGAUUCGCAGCCCAAGGUUAAAGAGGCCAUGAGAGCUACUUACUGGGCCCUAGCCAAGAUCUGGCCUAACAGAGCCGAGCUUAUCAUGAACACUCUCGACCCAAAGGCAAAGAUUGCCCUCGAGAAACAUUCUCUCAAUCCCAAUGCGUCUACUUCUAGUGCUUCUACUCUUCGCACUUCUACAGCAAGCAGAGCAGGUGCAGCAUCAAAAUCUUCCGUCAGAGAUGCCAUCAUGGCAGCGCGCAAGAAGGCUCAGGCUGAGAGUCGUCCAAACUCUGCGAUGGCCUCUGUUUCGCCUGCCACUGUAAGAUCAAAGUCAUCAAACAACCUUUCUGCUCGCCAACCGUCUGCUGGACCGCCUGCUUCUGCUCGUGUUCCCUCAACCGCCUCGACUUCGUCGUCCACUUCAACCAGUGCAAGACCCAACGCUUUGAUGUCCGGAGCUGCAAGGCGGCCUGUCAGACGCCCUGAGAUCGCUCGUCCAGCCACAGCAGACCCCUAUGCGAGCCGCAGACUUGCUCGACCAGAGACACCUUCUAUCAAGAGUCCCGUCACCAGUCCCCGACAAGAAGUUGCAUCUACCUCCGUUGGCACAUCUGCAAGCAAAUCCCGCACUGAUAGGGGUAGUCCAGCGUUGAGUCCACCAACCUUGAAUGGCUCGGCAUCUGUAGACAGUGUGAUACCUGUGAUCGCUGACGACACCUUUAGUAUGGAGUUGCCAACCGUACACAGAUCACAUGUGCCCGUCUUCGAGCGUCGUGCUUCGCAUCUGUCGACCGUCGAUGCUACAACAGAUACUCAACCAUCAGAGCCACAGCACACACGGCGCGCAUCUGAUAGAAAUGACUCGCCAGUCACGAUCAGCCACCAGCCCAGUCCUCACCGUGAAUCUGCUUCACCCCAGGCUGAAGAAGCCGCUUUCCAAAUUCAUGAAGACCCGUUCAUGGAGGGCAUAGAAGCGUCAGAGGCUCAAAAGACUCAGCAGUCGCAAGAUGCUCGCAGUGUGUUGGGGGAAGUUCCUGUCAAUGAAUUCAGCCAAGUUGCGACCGCCGAAAGCUCCAACCGUGAGGAGAUGCCUAGAACAGAAGACUCACCGCCACAGAGCCCGCAAACCAAGUCCGAGACCCUGCGCUCUAGGAAGCUGCUCAUGUCAGGCAUUGAACGCAUCCGAGGACGUACACUUGAUGCACAUGGCUUCCGGAAGGUGCUUGAGUUGAUAAAAUCAUCAGAGUCUGGCGAGAUCUUUGGCUCAGUGGGUGAAGGCAGACGUUUUGAUGACUUGUGCAGUGUUCUCCUCGAAUACAUCGUCGAAUCUUCGGAUGCUGCAGGAAACCCUGCUGUGCGACACUCGCAAGAGCUUCGAAGACAGGCUACCAGUGUGAUGAGAACAGUGCUCAAUGCGCAGCAACCGCCUUAUAGGAAGUGGAUCGCCUCGGGACGGUGGUAUCCUCGUGCUCUUACUGGAGCCCUCGACGCACGUAAGAAUGUUGAGGGUUCAGGACUGUUAGUCAAGGAUCUUGAAGCACUAGCCAGCGACAUUGUAGCCAGAGUCCACCCGGACGAGGGCGAGAAGGCGAUAAUUGAGUGGCUCGAGCAUUGUAGCAUGGUGCGCAAGAACAAGGCAGUGGCACUCGCGCUCCGCAAUCUGGCUGCUCUGAUUGCAUCCACUACAAUCACUGCCUCUCCGCUGUCGAGAGACUUGGGCGAACGCGCUGGUCGUCUUGCUGUCGUCUCCUUGCGCUCCAAGGAUGCAGAGGUGCGCAAGUCAUCCGUCGAGCUGGCCACACAACUGCACGUGAGUUGGCCAUCAGACGCCGAAUCUCAAGGCGAUGCAAAAAGCGAAUUCUGGAGUAUGUUGGAUAAGAACGGCCUUCAAGAAAGCGCGCGCAACUUGAUCGUCUACUUCAUUGCUCGCAGGGAGAGGAGCAAUUGA
Molecule: messenger RNA, 3330 nt
Organism: Aureobasidium melanogenum CBS 110374
Lineage: Eukaryota; Fungi; Ascomycota; Dothideomycetes; Dothideales; Saccotheciaceae
Exons: 5
Coding region: 1-3330 (1109 amino acids)
Biological process (GO): mitotic spindle assembly; astral microtubule depolymerization
Cellular component (GO): spindle microtubule; mitotic spindle midzone; cytoplasmic microtubule
Molecular function (GO): microtubule binding
Source: RefSeq, a predicted model, not a curated record